Molecule: messenger RNA, 772 nt
Organism: Rhagoletis pomonella (apple maggot)
Lineage: Eukaryota; Metazoa; Arthropoda; Insecta; Diptera; Tephritidae
Exons: 4
Coding region: 261-623 (120 amino acids)
Source: RefSeq, a predicted model, not a curated record
GUUUCCACAUAAGUAAAUAAAUUGAAAGUAAAAAAACACGUCAUUAAAUUAAAUUACACAGAGUCCGAUACUACAGUACCAACAUUUACAUUCACGACCCCACUGAGCGCUUAAAUGAUACUUAUCGAACUUCUCAAUACAAAUAUCAAGUUUGUACUCAUUGUAGAAAAGCGACACAGACCAAUUUAGCACAGAAAUUUUGAGCGACAAUCUUUCAAACAAAUUUUCAAAUUUAAAUUCUUCAAAAUUCUGAAAUAAAAAUGUCAUAUUCGCCUUUUCAAUCAACUGAAGCUGGCAAUUGGACGGAUUUACCGCUGCAUUGUGUACUCUAUGAAUGGUUAACGAAAAACAUGAAUUUGCCUAACGAUUACGGUACAAUCAUUGCCUACAUAGGGUUAUUCCUUAUUGCUUGGUAUACAAUAAUAUGGGCUAUGCGCCUGGUAAUAGCUGUCAUUUGGCCAUUGUUCAUUAUAGCUUCUGCUAUUGUUGUAUUUCGAAUACUUCAGUUUUAUGAUCCUGAAGAAAUCACGACGAUAAUGAUGAAAUCAUUUAGUAUCAUUGCAGACACUUUGGUAAUGGUGUUCGCCAAGCUUCUUGAAUUCGUUUUCGACAUUUUCGCUUGAACAUAAUCCACUCAAAAGCGUUUCGACAGAAUAAAUAAUAAAGCAAAAUAUCCAAAAAUUUAGCAAGAUCAAAGUUGCUAUGAGAGUAAAUUAUUAAAAAUAAUGAAAGAAAAAGUCAGAAAAUCUAAAAAAAAAACAAAACACAUUUU